CGUCACGCAUGCCCACCAGCGCUCAGGGGAGAACUUCCGACGUGCGCGUCCACUGAUUUCCGGUCACCUGGAGGUCCCGGUGCACUUGCCGCUGGAGAUGUUGAACCGACGGAUCCUAACGGUCGUCAAAUGCAUUCGGGGUUGUCGCUUAAACACCCACAGAAACGUCUCCACUUCAUGGUCUCCGGUGGGGGCGGCCUUCAAUGCUAGGUCGUGGGGCAAAGUGGAUUUUUUCGGGAAAAAUGUGGGUCUUUUUGGUGUACCUGAGCUGAGCUCCCCAGAAGGAUUUCAGGUGGCUCAAGAAAAUGCUUUGAAAGAAACUGAACAUUUAGUAGAGCAGGCUUGUAUCAGUCCACCUGGUCCCCAGACUGUUCAAAUCUUUGACAAACUUUCAGACUGUCUUUGCAGAGUUGCUGAUUUGGCAGAUUUCAUUAAGGUAGCACAUCCAGACCCUUUGUUUCGUGAAGCUGCAGAGAUUACCUGUCUGACCGUUGGCACAAUGGUGGAAAAACUGAACACUAAUAUUGAACUUUGUAAGAGUUUGAAAAACCUACUGAAUGACAAAGAAACCAUGGAUUCACUAGAUCCAGAUACAAGGAGAGUGGCCGAGCUUUUUAUGUUUGAUUUUGAGAUCAGUGGAAUUCAUCUGAGUGAGGAAAAGCGCAGAAAGGUGGUAAACCUUAAUGUUCAGAUGCUGGACUUGAACAAUAGUUUUCUACUUGGCACUCAUCUUCCUAACAAGAUAUACAGGAAAGCUAUCCCAGAACACAUUCGUCAUCAUUUCUCAAUACAUGAGGAUUAUAUUCAUGUUAAUGGACUUCAUGCAGAUGCACCUGAUGAUUUGGUGCGAGAAGCUGCCUACAAAAUCUUCCUUUACCCCAACCCUGACAUGCUACACUGUCUGGACCAGCUUUUAGCAUGUAGGAACGAGUUGGCACAGUUAGUUGGUUAUGAGAGCUUUGCGCACAGAGCACUAAAGGGUACAAUGGCCAAGGACCCAGAAACCGUGAUGUAUUUCCUCACAAGGUUAUCAGAAAAGCUAACUGAAAGAACUGAAAAAGAUUUUAUUGUGAUGGAAGAAAUGAAGAAAAAAAUAAAUCCAACAAAUUUUGAACUGAUGCCAUGGGACCACUCCUUCUAUAGUGGUGUUGUUCGUGCAGAGAGAUUCAACAUAGAACCUAGUCUUUAUAGCCCAUUUUUUUCUUUGGGAGCUUGCAUGGAUGGAUUAAAUUUACUUUUCACAAAGCUUUUCGGUGUCUCGCUGUAUGCAGAACAACCAGAAAAAGGUGAAGUAUGGUCUGAAGAUGUCCGAAAGCUGGCAGUGGUUGAUGAAACUGAUGGACUUGUGGGAUAUAUUUAUUGUGAUUUCUUCCACAGACCUGACAAACCCCAUCAGGACUGCCACUUUACAAUUCGAGGUGGUCGAUUAAUGGAGAAUGGGGAAUAUCAACUUCCUAUCGUAGUACUGAUGCUCAGUCUGCCUCAUCCAACAAACUCCUCCCCAACACUUCUAACCCCUGGUAUGAUGGAGAAUCUCUUCCAUGAAAUGGGCCAUGCCAUGCAUUCCAUGCUGGGCCGAACCAGAUAUCAACAUGUAACUGGUACAAGAUGUCCUACAGAUUUUGCAGAAGUACCUUCAAUUUUAAUGGAAUAUUUUGCCAGUGACUAUCGAGUGGUGAAACAGUUUGCAAGACAUUACCAGACAGGAGAGCCAUUACCUCAGAGUAUGGUAUCCCGGCUCUGUGACUCUAAGAAGGUUUGUGCUGCUGCAGACCUUCAGCUUCAGGUCUUUUAUUCAGUCUUGGAUCAGAUCUACCAUGGACAAUAUCCCCUACCAAAAUCAACAACUGAAAUAUUAAAGGAAACCCAGGAGAAGUUUUAUGGACUGCCUUAUGUACAAAACACGGCAUGGCAGUUGCGUUUUAGCCACCUUGUUGGAUAUGGUGCUAAAUAUUACUCCUACCUCAUGUCAAGAGCCGUAGCCUCUAUGGUGUGGAAGCAAUGCUUCAUGAAAGACCCACUGAACAGGGCUGUGGGAGAGCGCUACCGCAGAGAGAUGUUGGCACAUGGUGGUGGAAAAGUACCUAUGUUUAUGGUGGAAGACAUGCUUCAGAAGAAACCUUCAAUGGAUGACUUUGUUGAUGCCUUGGUGUCAGACCUGGAUUUAAACUUUGAAACAUUCUUUUUUGAUUCUGAAUAAUUAAAAAAGAUGUCUGCAGGAUGUUUGAAUUACAUUUGUAUCCAUGGAAUAGCUAUAGAAUUUAUACAUGCUUAUGUGUAUAUAAUGUGAUUUAUAAAACUAAUUUCAAUGUCAUAAACAUAUUUUGUAUUGAUUGGAACCUAAUUUAAUUUGUUUUCAUUAAAAUAUGUGCUUUUUUUAACACAUAUU
Pristis pectinata (smalltooth sawfish) is the source of this 2389-nucleotide messenger RNA. RefSeq names its product mitochondrial intermediate peptidase-like. Gene Ontology annotation, cellular component: mitochondrion. Gene Ontology annotation, molecular function: metalloendopeptidase activity. The record is from RefSeq and is a predicted model, not a curated record. Lineage: Eukaryota; Metazoa; Chordata; Chondrichthyes; Rhinopristiformes; Pristidae. Gene Ontology annotation, biological process: peptide metabolic process. The transcript is spliced from 19 exons. Bases 98 to 2200 code for a protein of 700 amino acids.